Molecule: messenger RNA, 2888 nt
Organism: Hypoxylon fragiforme
Lineage: Eukaryota; Fungi; Ascomycota; Sordariomycetes; Xylariales; Hypoxylaceae
Exons: 2
Coding region: 275-2680 (801 amino acids)
Cellular component (GO): plasma membrane
Source: RefSeq, a predicted model, not a curated record
GACAAAAAUAAACAAGUUCGUUACACCUCUGGACAUAAGGGUUGCUCCCAUCCGCGAGAAUGGCUUGUUCAAUUGAUCGGCAUGGGUCUAUAAAGCCGCAUUCGAGGCUCGAGCCUUUGUCCAGCUCACAUUUGGUGGCCAUCUCUUUGUGUAUUGAAUGACGCCAAUAAGCGAUGGAGAUGACAAAGGCCAAAGCAGACAUGAGUCCCUCCCGGGCGCAAUGCGCAACGGCUUCUCAUGUGCUAUGUGAAUCUCGUCGGCAUGAUAAUCGAUAAUGUUACCGACAGAAUUCAGUUCGAGGCGGUUCUGUCUACAGACGCUCAUAUGGAGCGGGCUCUUAUUCCGGACAAAAGGCGAGGAAGCUUGGACAGGAGGAGAUACAUCAGAGCUGGGGGUGUUCGGGUCGCCUGCGAGAGAGUUGCCAACGAUCACGAUCACUACAACAUUAGCAUACAAGCCCACGUUAUCACCAGGAGACUCCGCCUUUUCAUUGCUAGGAUGUUAUCAGCACCCGACUGGUGACUGGAGAGGACAUCCUUUCGGACCACAAGGCCAAGCCAAACCACCAGCUGUAUCGUCUGAUAACUUGACGAUAAAUGCCUGCGUAAAGGCCUGUGCUGGAUUGAAACCCCCAAGUGAGAAGCCAGGCGAGUCACCGGAUCGCUAUGGAGUAGUUGGUCUAAGGAAUGGAAGCGAGUGCUUGUGCGGCUCACAGCUCGUGCCUGAAGCCCGCAAACUCUCACCAGAAGAUUGCAAUAUAACUUGCACCGGGGAUGGAAGACACUUUUGUGGAGGGACAGACAAACUCGCAGUUUAUGGUAUCCAUGGUAUAAACGAAGAUGUCGAAGGAACGGGCAAGGACAAGAGCCAAAAUAGCAUCGACGAUGAAGCCCUAUUGCCCUCUGGAGCUGUAGCCACCGCCCUCCUCAAAGCUCCAGGAGACCCGGUGAUCGCUGGAGAUGAUGAUACCGAACCGUUAGAAUCGCCAGAUACUUCUGUUAUUGUACCAGAGGAAGCCGGAACAACAGCUGCAUCGGGAGUGGCUUCCAUCAUCUCGUCCCCCGCCGCAUUGACAUCGGCAUCAACGACGGUUAUACCACCGCCACCACCCGGGACGCCAGGUGCACCAGCUGCUUCCUCGACCAUCGCCGCCAUAACCGGCACCUUCUCCGUAGCUAUCCUCCUCGGCGCGCUCGUGGUGAUAUGCUUCCGGGCCCGCAGACGCAAGAGGCAGCAGCAGAAAGGAAAGCAAGUCUCGCGACGCCCCAUGCCCAGCGCCAUCGACACCACAGUAAACCCACCGCGCGGUCUAGACAAGCACGACGAACGAUAUGGCGGCGGCGGUGGCAAGAGAGCCCGAGUCAGCAUCUCCGCCCUCCCCCCCACCACUCCCGCGCUCGAGUCCGGCAGCGGUGGACGGUACCCAGGGCUGCACUCGCGCUUCGCAACGCCCCUCUCGUCCUCCCAGGACUUCCUCUCCGAAUUCCGGCCCCCCGUCCCGCCGAAAAACUCACCGUCGUCGUCGCCGUCUCGCGCGCCCACGUCGGCGACGAGCUCCGCGGUGGAGUGGCGCCUGUUCCCGUCGUCCGCGACGUCGACGCCGACGCAUACGCCGACGAGGGCGCCCGCUGCGCCGUUUGAUUUUGUUUUUAAUGUCCCGCGGAACCCGGGGGUUGGUGCUUCUUCUGGCCCAGCAGCAGCAGGAGGAGGAGGAGCAGGAGCGGGAGGGCGGAGUGGUGGUGGUGGAGGAGGACAGCCGGCAACAGUAACGACCCCCAGCGCAGCCGCUCGCCCAGACCACACUCUCAGCGAGCGCGCGUGGCACCGACGCAAAUUAUCCGCGCCGUUCCAGCCGCCGGCUACGGGACCGCCUUCGAUCCCGCUCCCGCCGCUACCACCGCCGGGACAGGCGCGGUCGCAGCGGUCUUACGAUGCGCUGAGGUCCUCCCAUGUGCCUGCUCCUAACGCCAACGCCAACCACACCAUCACCCUUCCAGAGCGAGGACGUCAUCGCCGCGAUGAUAGCAGGGAGAAAGUUAGUGCUGUUCGCGAUAGUAGUGGCGGUAAUACCGACGCCGAUCGCUCCGCAGGGCCAUCCCUACCACUCCGACAGAAAAAGGGGCUGUACACCCUCGGCGGACAAGCGAACUUGAGCUCCCCGGCAUUGAGAACGCCUCCGCCCGCUCCGCAGCUAGUGGACUUGAGGGUGCUGAGGGAGACGACUACGCAGUUUCAGUGGGUGGAUGAGACGGAACGAAGGGGGGGUCAGAUGGAGAGGGAAAAAGAUAUGAAUAAGAAUUUUGAGUGGAUGGAUGAGGCUGAGAGACGGGGAGGUGAGAGGGAGAGGGAGAGGGAGAGAGAAAGGAUGAAGGAAAGGGAAAGAGAGAGGGAAUGGGAAAUGGAAAGGGAACAAGAAAGAGGGCUGGUGCUGGAGACAUUACCGGCCACUACGUAUGGUGGUGAGCGUCUUGAUUCAGGGAGGUCGAAGGGUACGGUAUACACUGUAAAUCCAGAUACAGAGGAAAGUUAUGGGGAGAGUAUGGAUACGGAGACAAAGCCAAAAGAGCCAGAGCAUGUACUUGGACAUGGUCAUGAACAAGAAGACCAGGGGUGGCGUACAUCAUCGAGUUCUGUCGGCACCAGUAUCUUGUUUCCGCUUGACGAGGAAUAUCGGACGUAGGUAGUUAUGAUGGUAUAUAGGUAUAAAGCGUAAUGGCAGUCAACUAUAGGUAGUCGUAGAGGCGUACAAAAAGGAAUCUAGGGUAUAGGGCAAGGGAGAAUGGAUGCAACAGUAUUAUAUUCGAUGCGAACACGAGGAAGGCAUUAGGACAUAGGAAUUAAGUAAUAGAUAGUUAUGGUGAAUAAUAUAAUUCAUAUUUUAUGAUAAA